Hydatigera taeniaeformis is the source of this 447-nucleotide messenger RNA. Lineage: Eukaryota; Metazoa; Platyhelminthes; Cestoda; Cyclophyllidea; Taeniidae. The record is from the annotation of a GenBank genome assembly.
AUGUUGCAAAUGGUAGAGAGCAGGAUGAAAGCGCUUGGUAGGUUGGGUCGCCUUGCCGCCGCCAUGAAUAUACCGGCUCGAGAUCGACUUGGAGGCAAAGGAGGGCACCCCAUUUGGACGGACUGCGUUCAGCAAACAGAGGAGGAGUGGGACUGUGAGCUUUGUCCGGAGGACCGAGGAAGACAACUGGGAAAGGCAGCACUGUGGGUUCAAGGAGGAGCUAUGUAUGCCACUGGUGCAGCGAGUGUCACCUUUCUGAGGAAGUUGAAGAGAGAUCGGGGACAAAGUGUGCCAGACACCACUUCUGAGAGGACUGAGAUCAACAAGCGAGUGGAUGGAAGUGAUCGACAAGUGGAGGUUGGUCAAUGGAGCGGAAGCGUUGAGGCGCUCAAUACCUCGGUCUUCAUUGGUGGAGGCAGUCUUACAGGACUCAAGCUAAGAUUUUGA